CUCCAGUCCCGCGCCCAGGCUCGCCGGAGCUGCUCGCGCCGCGCCCCCCGCGCCGCCCGCCGGCCCCCGCAGCGACAUGGCCCGCGCCGCCCGCCGGCGGCCCGCGACCCCGGAGCGCGGAGCGGCUGGCCGCUGAGCGCGGCCCGGAGGCGGGGAGGCCCGGCCCGGCCUCAGAGCGAGCGCCCGCCGCGGCCCGGCUCCCUCGGCCCCGCGGGUCCCCGCGCCCCUGCCUGCGCCGCCCGGCCUGGCCCGGCCCGAGCAUGGAGACGGCGGAGAAGGAGUGCGGCGCCCUAGGCGGGCUCUUCCAGGCCAUCGUCAACGACAUGAAGAGCUCCUACCCCAUCUGGGAGGACUUCAGCUCCAAGGCCACCAAGCUGCACUCCCAGCUGAGGACCACCGUGCUGGCUGCCGUGGCCUUCCUGGACGCCUUCCAGAAAGUGGCCGACAUGGCCACCAACACCCGAGGGGCCACGCGGGACAUCGGCUCGGCGCUCACGCGCAUGUGCAUGCGCCACCGCAGCAUCGAGACCAAGCUGCGGCAGUUCACCAACGCGCUGCUGGAGAGCCUCAUCAACCCGCUGCAGGAGCGCAUCGAGGACUGGAAGAAGUCGGCCAACCAGCUGGACAAGGACCACGCAAAAGAGUACAAACGAGCUCGUCAUGAGAUCAAGAAAAAAUCGUCAGACACACUGAAGCUGCAGAAGAAAGCACGUAAAGAGCUACUUGGGAAGGGGGACCUGCAGCCCCAGCUGGACAGCGCCCUGCAGGACGUCAACGACAUGUACCUGCUGCUGGAGGAGACAGAGAAGCAGGCGGUGCGCCGGGCCCUCAUCGAGGAGCGCGGCCGCUUCUGCACCUUCAUCGCCUUCCUGCAGCCCGUGGUGAACGGCGAGCUGACCAUGCUGGGAGAGAUCACUCACCUGCAGGGGAUCAUCGACGACCUGGCUGUGCUGACCGCGGAGCCCCACAAGCUGCCUCCCGCCAGUGAGCAGGUGAUCAAAGACCUAAAGGGCUCGGACUACAGCUGGUCCUACCAGACCCCACCCUCUUCGCCCAGCAGCUCCAGCUCCCGCAAGUCCAGCAUGUGCAGCGCCCCCAGCAGCAGUACCAGUGCCAAGGUUGGCGGAGCCCCGUGGCCUGGGGGCGCCCAGGCGUACUCACCCAGUUCCACCUGUCGCUACCGCAGCCUGGCACAGCCGGCCUCUGCCACCGCCCGCCUCUCCAGCGUCUCCUCCCACGACUCUGGCUUCAUCUCCCAGGAUGCCCCCUACUCCAAGCCCCCCUCGCCCAUGCCUUCAGACAUCACCAGCCAGAAGUCCUCCAGCUCCGCGUCCUCCGAGGCCUCGGAAACCUGCCAGUCCGUUAGCGAGUGCAGCUCCCCCACCGCGGACUGGUCCAAGGCCGGCCCCCACGAGCAGGCCCCCGGCGCCACCCUGCAGCGCAGGAAGGACCGAGUGGAGCUUCUCCGGGACACGGAGCCAAGCCCUGCCGGCGGGGGCACCCCGGGCCCCGGUGGGGAGGAGGCCCUGCGCCCCCGGAUGUCCCCCGCCACCAUCGCAGCCAAGCACGGAGAGGAGGUGUCCCCAGCAGCCAGCGACCUGGCCAUGGUGCUGACCCGCGGCCUGAGCCUGGAGCACCAGAAAAGCAGUCGGGACUCGCUGCAGUACUCAAGCGGCUACAGCACGCAAACCACUACACCCUCGUGCUCCGAGGACACCAUCCCCUCCCAAGGCUCCGACUACGACUGCUACUCGGUGAACGGGGACGCAGACAGCGAGGGCCCCCCCGAGUUCGACAAGUCGUCCACCAUCCCACGCAACAGCAAUAUCGCCCAGAACUAUCGCCGCCUGAUCCAGACCAAGCGCCCAGCCUCCACCGCUGGGCUGCCCACCGCCACGGGCGCCGGCCUGCCCUCGGGCGCGCCGCCUGGCGUGGCCACCAUCCGCCGCACACCCUCCACCAAGCCCAGCGUGCGCCGCGCCCUCUCCAGCGCCGGCCCCAUCCCCAUCCGGCCCCCCAUCGUGCCCGUGAAGACGCCCACGGUGCCCGACUCGCCUGGCUACGCGGGGCCCACGCGCGCGGGCAGCGAGGAGUGCGUCUUCUACACCGACGAGGCCGCCUCGCCCCUGGCCGCGGACCUCGCCAAGGCCUCCCCGAAGAGGCUCAGCCUGCCCAACACGGCCUGGGGCAGCCCCUCCCCAGAGGCUGCCGGCUACACCGCGCCGGGCACCGAGGGCGACGCCGAGCAGCAGCAGCUGGCAGCCAACCGGCACAGCCUGGUGGAGAAGCUGGGGGAGCUGGUGGCCGGUGCCCAUGCCCUGGGCGAGGGCCAGUUCCCCUUCCCCACCGCCCUGUCGGCCACCCCGGCCGAGGAGACACCCACCCCGCCCCCUGCCGCCACCAGCGACCCCCCGGCUGAAGACAUGCUGGUGGCCAUCCGGCGGGGGGUGCGGCUCCGCAGGACGGUCACCAAUGACAGGUCGGCGCCCCGCAUCUUGUGAUGGCACCCCCUCCCCAGCCUCUGGCCUCGGCACAGGGUAGGCAGCCUGGGCUCCUCUCAGCGCGGCGAGGAGAGACCCAGAGGGAGCCGCUGGGAGAGCAGAGCCAGGGAAGCUUCUUUUAUUGCUUUUAUUUUUUAAGUCACACGAGGCAAAGCCACUUUAUAGAAAGAGACAUCCAGCUUCGAUUUCAGCAUUUAAACAGGAAGUGACUUCUGUUGCCAACCUUGCCAGGACGGAGCCUGCAGGCCUGGAACUGGGAGCCUGUUUUAACCCUCCCUUGCCUGCUGUCCCUUCUCUUCUUCCUCGCAGGCCUUGCCUUUUCUGCGUCUCAGUGAGCCCCAGACUUGCACGCUUCUGCCUGGGACAGAGGGCCUGGGCCUGCCUCUCUCGCUCCCGGCCCCACCUGGCCUGGGGUCUGCAGUGCCACAACCAAGCCCACCCGGCCCAGCUUCCUCCGUCCCCUGCCUGAGUCCUCCUCCUUGCCUCUCUCUGCCUCUCCCGGGCUCCCCUCCACCUGGGAAGCAGGGGAUCCGUGGAGGGGCCUGGCACCCAAUCCGUGGGCGACGGUACCUGGCCUGGCAGGAAAGCUCCACAGAUGGGCUGGGGGCUGGGAGCAGGUUGGCUUGAGAGGCCAGGCUCACCCGUGGGGGAAGGGGUCCCAGGGACCUGAGUCGAUUCUCGGGGAGGAAAGGGGGGGCUGCCUGGAGGAGGCUCAGGGGACCCUAAAGCAGCUUCCACGUCCUCACUUCUCCCAGGUGAGGUGGCUGGAGUGCAGGGGCCGUGCAGGGCAGCCCCUCAGAAAGUAGCGGCAGCAGGGAGAGGAGAGGGCUCCUGGGGCCCUGGGGGUCUCCUGACCAGCCAGGGACGAGUGGGUUCAGAUGUGUGGCUCUCAUCUAGGCACAGGAGACUUUAACUCCGGUGGCCCUUUGGGGUCACAUUUUGGCCACCUUUGGGGGUAGGAGCUGGAGCUGUAGAGGGUUUUGGGGGGGGGAGGGUAUUUUAUGAAUAUGAUAAUAAAAUGGAGUGGACUUCGUGGACAAGGACUGUGCGUGAGGGCCGGGGAGGGCCCCACGGCCUGGUGGGCACCAGCAGGAAAAGGAGGGUGGAAAUGGCUCCCCAAAAGCAGGGAGCAGCUUUUAUUCUCUCCAGCGUCUGGAGCGUAGCCAAAAUGCGGUUCUACAGGGGCAAGGGCGGGGCCUCCGGGUCUGUCUGCUGCGAACUGAGGAAGCAAGCUGCAGGCCGGGGGUCAGGGCCGGGGGGGAGCACAUCCCGGGAGGUUGGCUUUGACUCUCUGUGGCCAGAGGAGAUGCCACCCGGGACAAUCCCCACGGUGGUCCCGGGAAGGGGGCGGAGGUGCCCCCACCCCCAAGCAUGACGCCCAGGUCCCGCCAGGGCUAAGCAGGUGAGAGCACGUGAGGGUAGGGCGAGUGGAGGGUGUGGCACCCGGUGGUCCCAGGACCAGCAGAGGAAGGCACGGGGGGCCUCGUAGGCCGCAGGGCAGGAACCACGCGGGGGUCGGGAGGGCCAGCUUAUCCUGGUCUGGAGGGAAUGAGUUGGGUCUGAGCCUCCCGGCCCCAGGCUCCCGCUUGGGGCAGUUGCUGGACACCAGGAGAGGAGCUGAGCAAGGGAGGGCGAGAGGAGGGGCGCAGAGAGCAGGUGGCCAAUUCGGGGAGCCCUGGGAUGGACUUUCUGCUACACUGUCCCCUCCGGGCUGCGUCUGGGGUGUGCCCAGGUGGGGUAAGGUGCAGGGUAUGUGGUGUGAAGAGGGUGAGGAGCGUGGGGUGGGGAAAGGAGCGGGGCACUGCCUCUGCUCCCCCCAAGUCUGGGUCCUGGAAUCUGGGAGGAGCAGCGUCGUCCUCCCUGGGGGCAGCUCUGCCAGACCCCGGCCCCAGCUCCACAGGUGGGAGCCCCUGGGCUUUGAGGAGGGGGUCGAAGGUGGGCGAGGGGCUUCCCAGGCCCCCUGGGGCUGUACAUAACCUGUCCGUCCCCUGCGACCUGCCCGACCCCCCGUCGCAUUAGCGCCCACCUCAUCGCCCCGGGAGCUGAGCCAGCCUUCCCGCGUCACAGACUUUGGCUUGGGGGGCUUCUUUCUGUUCGUUUUACUUUUCAUUUUGUACAGCGAAAUAUUCUUUUCAAACGCGU
Choloepus didactylus (southern two-toed sloth) is the source of this 4643-nucleotide messenger RNA. It is a transcript of the gene MTSS2, whose product is annotated as MTSS I-BAR domain containing 2. Lineage: Eukaryota; Metazoa; Chordata; Mammalia; Pilosa; Megalonychidae. The record is from RefSeq and is a predicted model, not a curated record. Gene Ontology annotation, cellular component: cytoplasmic side of plasma membrane; actin cytoskeleton. Gene Ontology annotation, molecular function: actin binding; phospholipid binding. Gene Ontology annotation, biological process: plasma membrane organization; cell projection assembly. The transcript has 15 exons. Bases 261 to 2501 code for a protein of 746 amino acids.